AUGCUGUUUACCCCUUCUUCAUCUCAUUCUACACAACCAGUAUCAUCUUCCGGCAAGAGCGAAUUGCCUCCGUCACAGCCACUGCCAUCGUCUUCACUAUCAUCUACACCUUCUACAUCUGAUGCUCGAUGUAUUGAGACUCUAUCUCAUCCUAUCUCUUCACCAUCCAAUGCGACGAUUAUUAUCAAUGGACCACAAAAUAGUCGUCCCUCAUCGGCAAGUCAAUCUCAUUUUUCUCAGCUACCCGAUCAAGAUUGGUUUUCUUCUGCAUCAUCUCGUCUAUCGAUUCAUCCAAUAACGCCAACGUCAACACCACAAAUACUGGAUACAAAACCAUCGAGUGCAACACGUCGUGUUUCUUGUCCAGUUCCACAUGACAAUAAUAAAAAAACAAGUCGGUUUCAUUUUCCAACUAUUAUAACAUCAACAAUUCGUGAUGCACUCAUGACGACUACACCGACAGGAAAUCCAAAUAUUUAUACAAACGAUUCAUUACAUUCGUCGAAGAUAACAUCAUCAGGAUGUGUGCGACCAACUAGUAUUUUUUUACCAGUUGCAAAUCCCGUUGCCGCAGCUGCUCUUGUCGAAGAUGAUGAAUCUGCCGCAAUGGAUGAACAACCAACAAAAUCUAUUGAAUCCUCUCCACCAUAUACACUUAAACAUAGUACAUAUUCUCAUCCUACAUCUACUGAAGGUUCUAAAAAUACAGGCCCUUCUUCUACACACAGUCACAAUAAUAAAGCAAUUUUAAAUGUUGGCGGUGUUCGACACGAAGUACUGUGGCGAACACUUGCACGUCUGCCAAGUACUCGUUUAGGUCGUUUGGCACGACUACGUCGAUCAACAGUACCAUCAUCACGUCCGAUGCCACAUGAUGAACUCAUUCGUUUAUGUGACGAUUAUGAUUUAUCGAAUGGAGAAUUCUUUUUUGAUCGUCAUCCACGUUCAUUUACAUCAGUCAUUAAUUUCUAUCGUACUGGGAAACUUCAUUUAGUGGAUGACAUAUGUGUCAUAUCAUUUCAUGAUGAUUUAGUUUACUGGGGUAUUGAUGAAUAUUAUUUAGAAUUAUGUUGUCAAAAUAAAUAUCAUCAAAAAAAAGAACACGUUCUAGAAGAAAUGAAAAAAGAAGUUGAAUUAUUAAAAGUAGAAAAAGGCGAAUCAUUCGGUGAGCAUUGCUGCCCACAAGCUAGACGAAAAAUAUGGGAUCUUGUUGAACAUCCACAUACAUCUAAAGCAGCACGAGUUAUUGCCUGUGUUAGUAUUGCUUUUAUUCUUCUUUCUUCAUUUACAUUAACAAUUAGUACGAUUGAAGGUAUUGGUUGUGCACCAAAUUUUACAGAUAUUGACGCAUCGAUUGAUCGUGCAGCAGCAGCUGAUGCUGAUGCAGUACAUAUAGCUGCGCAAUCAGCUGCUCGACAAUUAGUUAUUGAACAUCAUGAAUCAGAUCAAGAAUGUCGCGAACCCUUAACAUUAUUUAUUAUUGAAGCAUUAUGUAUAUCAUGGUUUACAAUGGAAUAUAUUAUACGUGUAUUUGCAACACCAAAUAAAUGUAAAUUCUUCAAAGGUGUUUUAAAUACGAUUGAUCUCAUUGCUAUUGUUCCAUUUUACAUAUCGAUUAUUCUUGAAACAUUAGAUACAGGAAAUUUAAAAAAUUUAAAAUCCGUUCGAAAAGCUGUGCAAGUAUUUCGUGUUUUACGUAUCAUGCGUAUACUAAAACUAGCACGUCAUUCGACUGGUCUUCAAUCGUUAGGUUAUACGUUACGACGAAGUUAUAAAGAAUUAUCCAUGUUACUCAUGUUUCUUGCUAUAUUUAUUUUAUUAUUUUCAAGUUUAGCGUAUUUUGCUGAAAAAGAUGGAAAUGCAAUACAAUUUCGUUCAAUUCCACAUGCAUUUUGGUGGGCAAGUAUUACAAUGACAACAGUCGGCUAUGGUGAUAUAUACCCAAAAUCUAUGUGGGGUAAAUUAAUUGGCUCAGUUUGUUGUGUUUGUGGUGUACUUGUUAUUGCUCUACCGAUUCCGAUUAUUGUUAAUAAUUUUGCUGAAUAUUAUAAAGAACAACUACGCCGCGAGAAAGCCAUGAAGCGUAAAGAAGCUAUUGAUCGUGCAAAAAAGAAUGGCUCAAUAAUGUCUAUUCAAUCACAUUGUAUACCAAGCACAAAUGUAGCUCCCGGUGAUGUUAAUACACGUCAUAUGAAUGCUACGAAAUAUAUGUCGAGUCUUGUACAUGCAAGUGAUGAACCAUUGCAUGAUUCAGCGUGUUAUGAAAAGAAAACAUUAUUAUCUCCAUCGCAACAAGCUCAACAUACAGUUGAACUUUUUCAGGAUAACACUGAAAUUUCGAAGCCACAAGACGAAGAUGCUAAAGAGGCUUUACUUGCCAAACAAGAUAUUUCAACUGAAUAUGAACCUAAAAAUACUAUAUCUGACAGUUAA
Molecule: messenger RNA, 2433 nt
Organism: Rotaria socialis
Lineage: Eukaryota; Metazoa; Rotifera; Eurotatoria; Philodinida; Philodinidae
Source: the annotation of a GenBank genome assembly